Molecule: messenger RNA, 921 nt
Organism: Alligator sinensis (Chinese alligator)
Lineage: Eukaryota; Metazoa; Chordata; Crocodylia; Alligatoridae
Gene: EREG
Product: epiregulin
Exons: 6
Coding region: 1-522 (173 amino acids)
Biological process (GO): epidermal growth factor receptor signaling pathway; positive regulation of mitotic nuclear division; positive regulation of cell population proliferation
Source: RefSeq, a predicted model, not a curated record
AUGAAACUUCUUGCAUGGCUCCUUCACUGGGCAGUGGUAACAACGGGAAAUUGUUGCUGUAAACCGGCCCCAGAGGAAGGUUACCUCUUGCAAGUUGUCAUUGGAACAACAGUGAUCCCAUCAUGUGGACCAAAUGACGUGGACAACUGUACCACAGCAUUAAUUCAGACGGAGCAUAGUCCACGGGUGGCUCAAGUGGCAAUAACGCAAUGCAAGCCUGAAAUGAAAGACUUCUGUUUUCAUGGACAGUGCAUGUACCUUGUGGACUUGGAUGAACACUAUUGCAGAUGUGAUGUGGGCUACUCUGGGGUCCGCUGUGUGCAUUCGGAGCUAGUCACACAGCCUUUGAGCAAAGAAUAUGUGGCACUGACAGUUACUGUAAUCCUGUUUUUACUCAUUGCUAUCUCAGUUGCAAGUUACUACUUCUACAGAUGGUACCAAAACAAGCAGAGACAAAUCAACCUUGCAUUCUCUAUAGAAGCUGAUGCACAGGAGAAGAAGUCAAAGCUGCUUCACGUAUGAAUGAAGAAACAGAAACACACAGACCAGCUACUUAUUGAUUUGUCUCUAUUUAAUAUGAAAAAUGUUAUUUUUAUUAAUAAUAUUUAUAUGCUGAACAAACCAGUUUCAAAUGUCUAUUAAUUUUAAUUGAUAAUACAGGUCAAAAUGGAUUUUUGUAUAAAUGUUUUUAUUUUUUUUUUUAAUUUUAUUGAAUACUUGAUACUAUGGAAAAAUAGAUCCUACACUUGUGCAUCUGUGGGAUUAUAUAUAUAUAUAUAUAGAGAGAGAGAGAGAGAGAGAGAGAGAGAUAACUAUAUUUUUGUAAGAAGCUUUUAAUCUUGUUGCCGGUACUUUGUCUUAAAAUGCAUGUUUAUUCAUUUUCUUCACAUGAACAAAUAAAGUUGUGUUACUUUUUACAAA